UGAAAAAAUAUAACCAUUCAGAAGUCAAACAAUCAUCGACCCUGACAAUAGCCGUCAUGGAAUUCUUUCUUUGUAUAAAUUUCAAUGUGACACGCUUAAGUGCACGAGAGCGUAUUAUUUUGUAAGAAGACUGCAGUAAUUAUUGCUCUAAGUUAGGAUAACUUAUAUACACGGGUGUUAUUUUCUUGCAUAUUUCUGAAAUACGGUAUCCGAACCCGAGUUGUAGAUACGUCUUGAUAUAGGUUGGUGCGUAUGCAGGUACCUCCGUAUGUCUUGCUGAGGUUGGCUGAAGAAACUUUGAGUGAGUUUAGGACAUUUAUUGUCAAAAAAUGAAUAGAACAGUGGCAAUAGAAGGAAAGGCAAAAGUCUACACACGACUUAUAUGCAUUUUAAUAGGAAUUUCAAUAGAUUCCUUGUCUUCGUUAACAAUAAAAACAUUAACUCCAAGAUUUGUUACUUUUACCGAUUGCGCGAAUACCACAUGUCCGAAAGCUAUAACGACAGUGCCGGAGAUGCAAGUGUACGGAUUAAGUAUCGUGUUUGCUAGUCCGGAAGCAAUGCACAUACUGACAUUGCCAUUUGCUAGAAUGGUAUUCGAGUCAACUGGAUUCGAUCUCCCGCUAAUUAUUGGGUUAUUCGCCCAAGCAUGCUCUUCGUUAUGUUUCGCUUUUGGUAAAAGUAUGGCUUUGUAUAUAAUCGCACGCGUAUUCCUUGGCGUAGGGGCGGCGUUUAUAGGGACGAUAGGACUACGUUACAUUGCCGAAUCAACGAAUGAACCAAAAACUCGUGACGCACUGUUCGCUCUUGUGUAUUGCCUUAAUGGUUUUGCAGUCAUUGGGCCGACGUAUUCAGGAGUCAUUGUUUAUUUUUAUGGCAUGCUUCCGUGCUUCCUUCCCCUUGCUAUAUUGUCUUUUCUUUGCAUUAUCAUUCUCGUAGCAGUGACCCGAAUACAGACGAAUGUUUCCGAAUCUGUAAUGACGUGGUAUCGAAACACAGACGAGAAUGUGUCAUGUGGAGAACUCUUACUAGAUCCAUACGUAGUUUUGACCGCAUUUGGAAUUGCCUUGUCACAGAUACCUGAAGCAUGUUUAGCUCCUGGAUUAGCACUGUGGAUCACAGAGACGUACGGUUUGCCAAUAUGGAUAAUAGGCAUGGCAUUCAUUCCCGCGUUUUUUGCGUACCAGGUAAGUAUACUGUUGUCCAUGCUGGUCACGUCGAAGAUACCAAAUCACGUGUACAUAAUAACCAUAUUUGGAUAUAUUUUCGGAGCAGGUGGCAACGUAAUUUUGUCAAGGGACAGAGGCUACCCAUAUUUCGUAGCUGGUUUAGCUAUCAUGGUAUUUUCACUAACAAUAUCCAAAUUUUGCUUAGUUGCGAUACUUGCUUCAGUUGGCAGAAUUCGGUUUUCAUCGUCACCCGGUCGGAUUUUCUCGGUAUUCAAAUUAAGUGCACUAGUACCCUUUGUUAUAGGACCCAUCAUAUCACUACCAGGAGAUCGAGCCAUCGGGCUCUCUAAUGUGUCAAUCAUUACUGCUUCUAUGUGUUUACUAUUUGCACCGUUGAUAUUUAUUCUGCGACAGAUUUCCAGUCCGUAUUCAGGGAAUGAAGGAAAACGAUUGGUUGAAAAGAAAGCCAGGCCGUAUGUGGACGAAUCCGAUGCAUCAUAUGACACAUCGAAAGAAACGACCGAAUCGGAAAAUGAAAUUCCAGAUUGAGAGUGUUAAUUGGUGGAGCCAGUGUGCCAAUGAGGGACGGGGAGGGAAUAACAGAAGAAGCCACAUUUCGUUGGGGAAAACUAAUUUGAAAAUGCAAUUUAAAAUUGAACACUGAAAUAAUUUAAAAAAUAUGAUCAAUAAUUCAUUAAAAAAAAACAAAAAAACCCACCAUAAUUUGCAACUUCACAAGUGAAAAGACAAGAACUUCAGAGUUAGCGAAUGGUCUGAUUGCAAAAUGUAAAAAUAUAGUUAUGUCAAUUUUCAUUAUUAUAAUUUUAAUUGAAAUAUUAUAUGGGUGAGACUGGCUUUCAAUAAUGCUGAUUAAAUGUAUACAUAAAAUAGUCCUACUAAUCGAUAAGUUAUUUAAAUAUACCUAACCAGAAUGUAGUAAAAUGUGAUGGUUAUGAAAUUGUGGCUCUAUCUUCAAUGGACCUUUCCGCUAAGCCCCACCCCUUGGAUAUUGUUGCUAAGGUCCCACAAGGCGACAGUGUUAAAACAUAGGCGAACACGUGCGUUAGUGGGAAAACACGUGUGUUUGUGAGACGCGCGCGUAUUCCUAGCGCUGUACUGAUUAGUCAGUUGUUAAGUUUGAUUGACACUCCGGAAAGGUCAAUUAAAGGGCGGGUCAGUGAUACUUUAAGUAGCUCCGAAAGUUUAAUACUGAGUGGAAAUUUGUGUAAGGGUGCUCUUUUAUAUUAUAACUUUGAAAUUAAUAAAUGAUUUUAUCAUUAAUCUAUA
This is a messenger RNA of Anneissia japonica, 2453 nucleotides long. Its product is annotated as vesicular acetylcholine transporter-like. The transcript is spliced from 3 exons. The record is from RefSeq and is a predicted model, not a curated record. Gene Ontology annotation, molecular function: transmembrane transporter activity. Gene Ontology annotation, biological process: transmembrane transport. Bases 330 to 1715 code for a protein of 461 amino acids. NCBI's taxonomy places the organism in Eukaryota, Metazoa, Echinodermata, Crinoidea, Comatulida, Comatulidae.